This is a messenger RNA of Etheostoma cragini (Arkansas darter), 1783 nucleotides long. RefSeq names its product BCL2 associated athanogene 1 (gene bag1). The record is from RefSeq and is a predicted model, not a curated record. Bases 91 to 714 code for a protein of 207 amino acids. Gene Ontology annotation, biological process: protein stabilization. The transcript is spliced from 7 exons. NCBI's taxonomy places the organism in Eukaryota, Metazoa, Chordata, Actinopteri, Perciformes, Percidae. Gene Ontology annotation, molecular function: protein-folding chaperone binding; adenyl-nucleotide exchange factor activity. Gene Ontology annotation, cellular component: cytoplasm; membrane; cytosol.
UAACUUCCUGUCUGUCCCGGAAGUAGUUAGACACUGAGCAAGAGAGCUAGCCUUGUGAUUCAUGUUGUGAAAAGGACGCUAAAAAACAAAAUGUCAGCUCAAACGAUAACAGUUACAGUUGCAUACGGAUCAACUAAGCACAGCAUCACAUUAACUGGACAGGAUGAUGGCAAAGGCCCCAUUGUCAAAGACCUCGCAGAGGCUCUCACCCAAGCUACUGGAGUUCCUCAAACGUCACAGAAACUCAUCUUUAAAGGAAAAUCGCUAAAAGACGUGGAGGAGAGUCUGUCCAGCUAUGGAAUAAAAGAAGGCUGCAAACUCAUGAUGAUUGGAAAGCGGAACAGUCCUGAGGAGGAAGCUGAACUGAAGAAGCUGAAAGACAUUGAAAAGUCUGUGGAACAAACAGCUAAAAAGCUGGAGAAGGUAGACGGGGAGUUGACUGGACUCAAGAAUGGCUUCCUGGCCAAAGACCUUCAGGCAGAGGCGUUGGGUAAACUGGACCACAGAGUGAAAAUUGCAGCUGAACAGUUCAUGAAGAUCCUGGAGCAGAUCGAUGCUUUGAGUAUCCUAGAGAAUUUCAAUGACUGCAAAAUUAAGAAAAAGGGACUUGUAAAGAUGGUGCAGGAUUUCCUGGCCCAGUGUGACAAGAUCGAGGCUUGUAUAGCAGACCACCUAUCAAAGAUCCAGUCGAAAAAUCUUGCCCUGGCAGAGUAGAGUCACAAAGUCUCACAUAUCAUGCUAUACAUUGCUCUGUGAGCAACUGCAAAGUGUGCAAAAAGCGUCAAGUGUGGAUGUGAUUAUUGUCUAUUUAUUGCUGGAUUGAUGUGUACGAGAGAGCGCUCAUCACAGACAAUCCUGUGAAGGAGGUUGGUUAUUGGCGCUGUUGCUACUUACAUCUGGGAUACGUUCUCUGGGUUAAAGAGGUAUACGGGGGGUGUGCUUCUCAAGAUAUUGUUACCACAGUGACUCUUUGAAAAGAUCAGAUAAUUGUGAACUGCCAUGACCAAAUGUCAAAUAUUCCACGAUGAAGUCCAAAAAAGAUUGCUAAAAUGCAUCAGUUCAUCAUCCAGUAUCUCACAAACUAUACAAUUACUCAUUGUGAUGUACCAACUGUGCAGUGUUCCAUGUGGCAUGUUGUACACAUAUGGCCAAAAGUAUGUGGACAUUAAUAGAAUCAGUCCGCCAUGCUAACAGCAUCCACUCUUUUUUCACAGAAUUGUGGAACCUGGAUAGGGGAAAGUUUUUACUAUUUGUUUUUAUUUGUUUACUAUUUUUUCUAAUAUACUAUUUCUUGGAACUAAGGGGCCAACCCCAAACUAGAGCUGAAACCAUUUGUUGAUUGAAGUAAAGGCAAUCAGCAACUAAUUUGGAUAAUCAUUUAAUGGUUUGUCCCGCAAAAAUGCUAAAUAUUCUUUCACUUCCGCUUCUCGCUUGCUGCUUAUCUUCAUCAUAUAGACACAAUCAAUUUGAUGGCAUCAGGAACAUUUUCACAUUUUAUAGACCAAAGAAUAAAUGCAUGUUACUUGCAACCCCAGCCCACGCUUUAAAAUAGACCAAUAGUUAUACAAUGCUGUCCACAAACCUUUGGCCAUAUGUAUAUUCAUUGUUCUACGUUGAGUCGGCACUGAGCUUUUGUUUAAUCCAGUGACUGAUCCCGUCUAAUUAUGUAUCUUUGAAAUGAGUGGGAACUGUGGAAUUGUUAAAAGCUUUAACCAUCAUUCAAGACUUACACAUCACAUCUAUUUUCCUUUGUUUUCAAAUAAAAAAAACUUCUAAAAAUGAA